AUAUCCUCCUGUUCUACAGAUGGCGCUACUGCGCACUUUUGCAUCACGCCACGGUCCAACGUCAAGUAGUCAUCUAAACACCAGUAACAUAAUUUUACAAACAUAACGACGGCGAAAUACCUUUCACAUGGAUUAUUUUUGACAAUGCAUCGGUUGCAUACAGAUGUAGUUGGGAUCUGGCAACAUUGACCAUGGUGCUCUUCUGGGUUGGUUUAUUAGCGGCUCUUUCUCAAGCCCUGGGUUCUCUGCAGUACCCAGAAGUGCCAGAAGAAUGGGUCCUUCUUCAUGUUGUGCAAGGCCAUAUUGGUGCAGGCAACUACAGCUACCUGCGUCUCAACCACGAGGGACGCAUCAUCUUGCACAUGCAAAGCCUUAAAGGAGAUGCAGAUAUAUACAUCUCUGACAAGACGCUGCGGCCAAAUUUUGAUACCUACAAGCUUCAAUCUACCACCUGUGGCCAGGAUGUGGUGGUGGUCCCAGGGGAUUUUGUCAGGCCUGUUGGAAUCGGGAUCUACGGACAUCCCUCCUACAUCGAGAGCGAGUUUGAGAUGAAGGUGUUUUACGACCAGACAGCACUGACAACAAAUGAAAUUGAGACCGACUCUUAUUCUUCAGAUGAGACUUCUGGUCAGUCUCAGCACGCUCAGGGCCCUGAAGAAGUGAUGGAUGAAGAGGAGUCAAUACUGUGGACUAUACUAAUUGGGAUUCUUAAGAUCAUACUUGAAAUUUUGUUCUAAUUUUGAUGUGCCAUUUGCCAAAUACUACACUUUCCACAAUAAACAUUUUGCCCAUUUCGAUGAAUUAAACAUCAAAACGGUUUAGCCAGUUUUUUGACAAAGAAAAGUAAAUGCUUUGUCUAACUUUUAAAUUAUAAGUCAACACCACUUUAAUAAGUAAAAUGUAAUUUAACCUAAUAUUUGUUCAUAUGCAAAAAAUGACACAUUUGCUAGUUAUAAUUAGAUUGCAUAUCAACAUAACUGACUGCACUUAUGUUUAACACAAUAUUUUGACCUCUAAUAUUUUAUUGACAAAAUAUACAUUUAUUUUCAUGGUACAUUUAUUUGUUCUUACUGACCUAGGCUUGGGAAUUCUAGGUUUUAAACUGCACUAUGCAAUCACACAAUCUUGUGACAAGGGUUGUACAGCUGUGCCUAUUGUGAAAAGUCUGUUGAUUUAUAAGCAGCAAAAAUCUUCUGUGACUAUAGUUGUAAGAUACAAAUAAAAAUCACUUAUUUUUGAA
This is a messenger RNA of Misgurnus anguillicaudatus (oriental weatherfish), 1240 nucleotides long. RefSeq names its product chromosome 14 C6orf120 homolog (gene c14h6orf120). Lineage: Eukaryota; Metazoa; Chordata; Actinopteri; Cypriniformes; Cobitidae. The record is from RefSeq and is a predicted model, not a curated record.